AUGUCCAAUUCAUCUAGCCAAGCUCUGAUGGCUCAUCAGUCCGAGUUCGAGGAUGGAGCUCUCCCUCCGCUCGUUACGAGAGGUCAAUCUGGACCGCGACAUCAAGCCGAUCUGACAUCGAAGCGGCAUGGACGAAUUUUCUUCGACAAUACAAGAAGCGAUGAUCCAGCGAUGGGAGCGAGCGACAGAUUGAGUGCGGAGACCGCGAUGCGACGGUGCACCGUUGGUGGAAGCAUGAACAUAGCAGGAGGUCUCUUUGAUGCUGAGAGCAAUGCUGCUUCUCCAAAUGCUUCGACCAGAGCUUUGCUGGAAGAGUCCCGGAGAGACGACGCCUCAUCAAUUUACUCAGUAGCUCCGGCUAUCGAUCUUCAAGAAUCGAUGUUCGACUAUCCUAUCCGCGCGCAUCGCGAUCGACAUGCUCUCCCUCCAUCUAUCGUCGAAAAGAAUGCUAUCCGAAUGGGCUCACCACAGGACACGUACCAACGCAUGGAAAUGUCCCCACGAAGAGCGGCCGACGAGGUCCUUUGUACAUUCCAGAGCGCCCCAAACGCACCAGACGUCGACAUUCAGGCGGGAACAGUUACCGAGCUCAGUCCAGACGAGAAAUCAGGAUCAGUCGAGGCCACCACACCUUCCGCCCUUUUUGGGAAAUUUUUCCAGUUGAGCCUUCGCAGCAAACAGCAAAAGCCGCAGUCCGAUGCUGCUCUCGGUUCGGUUGACCAGAGUGGUUCGGAUUCAAAUCCAGGGUACUUUGAGCGACAACGGCAGAAGAGGAAAAGUCUGCAAAGUCAUUUUCGUCGACGAUCGACCAUUCGAUGGCAAGACCCGCCUCCGAGUGCCAGUCCUGACCGACGCCAGACUGUGACUUGUCGAGAAGUGCGCAGUGAUGCUUCUGAAAGCAACCCCGGCGUUGACGAUGGAGGAAGAUCGGACGAGUGGCGAGAGCAAGCACGCGUCGAGAGGAUCACACGAGCCUCUGUAAGCGCUGUCGCCAAUACUGGGAGAAAAGCCAGCAGAAGUCUCAGUAAGACAUGGGGGAAUAUCGAAGACUUUGGGAAGAAGACUCAGAGAGGAUUUCAAAAGUUAUUCAGGCAGGACAGCGCGAUGGCUCUUGAAUCGGCUUCUGCUGGGUAUCCGUUUGCCAGCGGUGCCCUUCCUGCUGAUGCGAGCUUGGAAGACAUCGGCGAUGGCUCGGCGGUGAAUUAUGAAGAUCGGCUCGCGAAUUUUCCCUAUCGAAGUGCCAUUUUGCUUCCCAACUUCAAGCUGUCUAGCCCAUUGGCAGGAAUUGCGAGCCCUCACUACAGUCUGUCCUCUGACUUGGCGCCUGGAGAUGCUGCCAGGCAUGACGAUGACGAGGAAGCAGCAAUCUUGGAGGGUAUGGAAGGUCUUGAACGAAUGAUUGAUCCUUCACUGCGAAAUGUGCCCGUUGUUGAGCCUCGGGAAAGGGAAAGAACCAAAAGCCCGAUUGCCAUCGAGAUCGAUUCCGCCAUGAGGAAUGUGCGCCGUGCGAAUCUGGCAGUCACGCCCCCGAAGGCGAACAUAAGAAAGAUGGCGGCAGACAAUCGAGAAAAAAACCUCGCGGAUGCGGUCAACGCUGUUAAUCGAGCUGUGAAAGCUGGCGAUUUCGAGACAGCAAAUAUCCAGAAAUACUUCGACAGAGUCCCGUCUUGCACUGACAAGGCAAAGCAACGGGUAGCCAGCAUGUCCUUCCGCGAACAAGUUGCGUCUGAACAGGAAAUGCUACACAAAGCCUAUCUGGAGUCAAUGUCCGGGAGAGGCUCUGCUGACGAUAUUCCGCUCAUGCCAAAUCAGGAUCAGCGACGCCUACGUGGCGAAGGCGAUGAGGAGGUCGAACGUGGCGCAGGCCGGGAAGGAGCUUCUCAAAGCAAGACGAGCGUCGCAGCGGAGCUAGCUGCGCUGGCGGGAAUCGUUGGGAACAUCUUUCAGGGCGCAGGAGGCCCAAUAAUGCUGUAG
Messenger RNA from Pseudocercospora fijiensis CIRAD86, 1974 nucleotides. RefSeq lists its product as uncharacterized. Lineage: Eukaryota; Fungi; Ascomycota; Dothideomycetes; Mycosphaerellales; Mycosphaerellaceae. The coding region runs from base 1 to 1974 and encodes 657 amino acids. The transcript has a single exon. The record is from RefSeq and is a predicted model, not a curated record.